CAGGAACUUCUGCACCAAGAGCCACUACAAGAACCGAUGGCGGCAACAGCUUUGCCAAGCAACCAUCGAAGAAGCUAGAGUACAGAUCUGGGUAGAGAUCCCUUCCCCCUCGUCGCUCGUCAACAGAAUGGCCUACUCGGAGCAGCAGCGCUGGGUCACGGUCCAGCAAAAGACGUUCACGAAAUGGCUAAACACCAAACUGGAGGCCCGCAACUUGGAGGUCAAGGACUUGGUGCAGGAUCUGUCUGAUGGUGUUCUACUCAUCCACCUCCUUGAGUGCCUAUCCAACGAGUCGCUCGGCCGGUAUGCCGCCAAACCGAAAUUGCGCGUGCAGCGCUUCGAGAAUGCCAACAUCGCCCUCGACUUCAUCAAGUCCCGGGGCAUCCAGAUGACCAACAUAGGCGCCGAGGACGUUGUGGACGGGAACCGCAAGAUCAUCCUCGGCCUAAUAUGGACGCUCAUUCUGCGCUUUACCAUCAACGACAUCAACGAGGAGGGCAUGACGGCGAAGGAGGGUUUGCUGCUUUGGUGCCAGCGCAAGACGGCGUGCUACGACGAGGUCGACGUACGAGACUUCAGCGCGAGUUGGAACGACGGCCUCGCCUUCUGCGCCCUGCUCGACAUUCACCGGCCGGAUCUGAUUGACUACGACGCGCUCGAUAAAUCGAACCACCGAGGCAACAUGCAGCUGGCGUUCGAUAUCGCUCAUAAGGAGAUAGGUAUCCCGAAGCUGCUCGACGUGGAGGAUGUGUGCGAUGUAGCGAAGCCGGACGAGCGGAGUUUGAUGACGUACAUUGCCUACUGGUUCCACGCCUUCUCGCAGAUGGAAAAGGUGGAGAAUGCCGGCCGUCGUGUUGAGAAGUUUGUUAACAACAUGCGGGGUGCCUGGGAUAUGCAGAGCGCGUAUGAGCAGAGGAUGGCGGCGUUGCUCAAGGCGAUCCGCGAACAGAUGGAAAGCUGGCAGCAGGCCAAGUUUGAAGGGACCUAUGCAGACGCCAAAGCGCAAGCCGCGGAUUUUUCGGCAUACAAGAGGGGCCUGAAGCGGGAAUGGGUGGCCGAGAAGAGCGAGUUAGCGACGCUGCUGGGCAACAUCAAGACCAAGCUGGGCACAUACCGACUGCGGCCAUACGAGCCGCCGGCAGAAUUAAGGUUAGAGGUGUUAGACAAGGAAUGGGCGAACUUAACAAAGGCGGAGAUGGCCCGUGGGCAGCUGAUAAACGAGACCAUCAGGGACAUCAAAAACGCCCUGCGGAAAUCCUUCGCCGACAAGGCCAAUGAUUUCGCCCUCGCACUUAACACCAUACAACUCGCCAUAUCAGGCCUAGAAGGCGACGUAGAAGACCAACUGCACCACGUGCGCAAGCUCUCAGACAAUCUCCCGCCGCUGGACGCCUUCCUCAAGACCAUCGCCGCCGUGGACGCCAAGUGCCAAGAAGCCAACAUUGAAGAAAAUGAUUUCACCACCUACACAUACGACGAGCUCUGCUACGAGCUCUCCCUGGUCCAGUCCUCGGUUUCCAAGAAGCUCUCCUUCCUCGAGAACCAGAUGGUCGCGCGCAACAUGACCAACCUGACGCCGAUUCAGCUCGAAGAGUUCGAGUCGGUCUUCCGGCACUUUGACCGCGACGACACCAACUGCCUGUCGGAGCUGGAAUUCAGCGCCGCGCUCGCCUCGCUGGGCCUCAUUUUCUCCGAGGACGAGAUGCACGACUACUUCCUCGAGACGUCGGGCGGGCGUGACCGCGUUACGUUUGAGCAGUUUAUCCGCUUCAUGGUGGACGUGACCGAGGACCAGAAUACGGCUGAGCAGGUUUUUCAGAGCUUCCGCGAGGUCGCCGACGGGAAGCCGUACGUGACCGAGAUGGACUUGCGCCACUCGCUCGUGCCGGACGAGGUCAUUGAGAAGCUGGUCGAGAUCAUGCCGAGCCACAGCGGGCCGGACAUGCAGGCCGACCGCGGGCAGCCGCAGUACGAUUACAUUGCGUUUAUGGACAAGUUGAUCGCGGAGCCGGGAGAAGUCGCUGGUGCAAGUGGGAGUGGGAGGGCGAGUCCGUCCAAGGGUCGGACUGGGGCGGGUGGACAGAUGAAUGGGGCGCAUUGAGCGGUGCCGGGCUCUGAGAGCUGUGGUUUUCUCUCUACUUCAUACCUUUCUCUUGGGCGUAUUUUCUUCACUAAUAGUCGUGUUAGCAUAGCGUGCAUGGUUAUGGGGGAACAAACAGAAGAUUUUGACUUGGACUUGCGCAUACCGCCCUUCCUCUGGAUCUUGGCAGCAGGAAUAUUUGCGUCGUAAUGAGAAGGCUGUUUGCUCUUGACGGCUAGCUGGUCAAUCAUUGUCGACAUAUUUACCUAGGCGGACCCUAUUAUAGGAGCGCCUCGAACAAUUGUUCUCA
Molecule: messenger RNA, 2390 nt
Organism: Parathielavia appendiculata
Lineage: Eukaryota; Fungi; Ascomycota; Sordariomycetes; Sordariales; Chaetomiaceae
Exons: 3
Coding region: 128-2101 (657 amino acids)
Biological process (GO): actin cytoskeleton organization; actin filament bundle assembly
Cellular component (GO): cell projection; cell junction; cortical actin cytoskeleton
Molecular function (GO): calcium ion binding; actin lateral binding
Source: RefSeq, a predicted model, not a curated record